AUGAGUCGCCGGUUAUUCACACGGAUUGCUGAUGAUUUGGCGGGGCUAGACCCGUUUUUCACGCAACGACCCGAUGCUCGAAAUUAUGAAGGGUUCACCACGUUACAAAAGUGUACUGCGGCCAUUCGCCAACUGGCAUACGGGACAGUGGCCGACGCUUUGGACGAGUACUUACAGAUGUCAGCAAGAACUACGCGGGAAUGUUUGUAUCGGUUUUCCCAUAAUGUUGUGAAACUGUAUGGCAAAAAAUAUUUGCGGAAACAAAACGCGUAUGAUGUUCAACAGUUGUACCAAGCUCAUAAAGCACGGCACGGGUUUUCGGGAAUGCUCGGUAGCAUUGAUUGUGAUCCGGAGUUUGUUGUUAUAGACGAUGUUACUUCAGAUGUUCUUACAACAUUUAUUAAGAAAGAAAAAAAGCUCAAACCGAGCCUAGCUUUGAUAGUUUUCUGA
Helianthus annuus (common sunflower) is the source of this 450-nucleotide messenger RNA. RefSeq lists its product as uncharacterized. The coding region runs from base 1 to 450 and encodes 149 amino acids. NCBI's taxonomy places the organism in Eukaryota, Viridiplantae, Streptophyta, Magnoliopsida, Asterales, Asteraceae. The record is from RefSeq and is a predicted model, not a curated record. The transcript has 3 exons.